This is a messenger RNA of Engraulis encrasicolus (European anchovy), 7644 nucleotides long. RefSeq names its product phenolphthiocerol/phthiocerol polyketide synthase subunit C-like. NCBI's taxonomy places the organism in Eukaryota, Metazoa, Chordata, Actinopteri, Clupeiformes, Engraulidae. The transcript has 6 exons. Gene Ontology annotation, biological process: fatty acid biosynthetic process. The coding region runs from base 397 to 6651 and encodes 2084 amino acids. The record is from RefSeq and is a predicted model, not a curated record. Gene Ontology annotation, molecular function: 3-oxoacyl-[acyl-carrier-protein] synthase activity.
ACCUUCAAACGGCCCUGCUCCCAUCUAGGAUGCCCUCCACCGACCCUGGAAAGCAUCUCCAGUGUGAAACCAGCAAUUAGAGGUUUUAAUUACAGGUGGCUAACUAAUUGAAGAGGUAUUGGUUUUAAAAUAAUGAUUAUCCCCACGGUCCCCUCUUUUCAAAUGACAAAAGAGCCUUCUCCUAGACACUAUCCAUCACAGCGUAGAAAGGUUUAUAAGGAGAGCAUGACAGAUGUCAUUCCCCAGUGUCCUCAGAAAAUGCUGCCGUGAUUGGAAAAGGAGAAGAGCAAGCACAUGUCUAAUGCCAUUUGAGUUUGUGGUAACAGAAAAACCCUGAAGACAGCUUGACUGGACAAUGAAGCUCAGCAUGACUAAGUGACCUGGGUAGUUGAGAUCAUGGAUGAGGACAUAGCAGUGGUUGGCAUCGGAUGCAACUUCCCUGGAGGUGAAGGUUUAGACCACUUCUGGAAGGUUCUAGCCGAGGGGAAGAACUGCACGGUAGAGAUUCCAAGUGAGCGAUUUGACCGCUCGUCCUGGUAUGAUCCUGAUGACAGUAGACCUGGAAAGACUCAGACCACCAGGGCUGCUCUUAUAGAAGGAUUCAAUGAGUUGGACUACAAGUUCUUUGGCAUCACAGAGGCAGAGACUGAAUUCAUGGACCCUCAGCAGAAGCUGCUGCUUCAGUGUUCCUACAGAGCACUAGAAGAUGCUGGGAUACCCAUGGAGAAGGCCAGCGGCACCAGGACAGGAGUGUACAUAGGUCUAAUGAACAGGGACUAUGAGACGCUUGUGAACAACAGCCCGAGCACCAUAACGCACUACAACGGCACCGGGACAGCCAUGAGCGUGGCCGCCAACAGGAUCUCCUUCACCUUUAACCUCACGGGGCCCUCCUUUGCCAUCGACAGCGCUUGCUCCUCCUCUUUAGUAGCCCUUCAUUCUGCCUGCCAGGCCAUUAGACAAGGUGACUGUGAGAUGGCACUUUGUGGAGGUGUGAGUUGCAUUCUUGAGCCGCGAGUGUUCGUGGCUCUGAGUAAGGCCAAGAUGAUCUCACCUGAUGGCACCAGCAAACCCUUCUCCAGCAAAGCAGACGGAUACGGCAGAGGAGAGGGCUGUGGAGUCCUCCUAUUAAAACCCUUAAAGAAGGCUCUUGAAGAUUUCCACUAUAUAUGGGGCGUCAUCCGCAAAACAGCUGUGAAUCAAGAUGGCCGCACUGUCACUCCAAUCACCAAGCCAUCCCUGGUUCAGCAGGAGGAGCUGCUUAGCCGAAUAUAUUCAGCAGGAAAUGACCUGGGUGUCCAGUACAUAGAGGCUCAUGGGACUGGAACGCCGGUAGGAGACCCGAUAGAAGCAGCUAGCAUCUCUAACAUCAUCGGCCAAGCAAGGUCUCAAGGACCGCAGAUAGUCAUUGGCUCUGUAAAAGGUAACAUAGGGCACACUGAAUCAGCAGCUGGGGUGGCAGGAAUCAUCAAGGUCCUUCUGAUGAUGAAAUACCAAACUAUCGUACCGUCAUUGUUCUAUUCAGAGGAACUUUCGAGCAUUGACACCAAAGUUUUGAAUAUUAGGAUCCCUACCAAAGCGGAAAAAUGGAUGCCAUUACCCAAUAGUGGUCGGGUGGCUGGCAUCAAUAGCUUUGGCUUCGGUGGUACGAAUGCCCAUGUUGUUAUUAGGCAGUACAUACAAACACCUACUUCAAUACCGUCCAUAUCUGAGAGCAGGGAACUGAUCACACUUUCAGCAAUGACAGAGACGUCCCUCCGCAGGUGUAUUUCAGACACUCAUCAGAGGCUUAGCAUGGAGGAUGUGGUGGAAUCUGUAAAUCUAAACGCCAUUGCGUAUACCUCAGCUUGUAGGAGGAGCCAUGUAAAACACAAGUACAGGAAAGCGUUUUUGUCCUCUUCAAUUGAGGAACUAAAAGAGCAACUGAAGAUGUGUCUUGAUCAAAAAAUCUCACCAGCCAAGCCAGACCUUAAGUUGGUCUUUGUGUUCUGUGGCAAUGGAGUCACUUACAGAGGCAUGUGCGAAGAGCUACACAAGACACAGCCUGUUUUUAGAGAGAAGGUCAGGGAGGUGGAAAACCUUUUCCAGAAUUACAGGAGCACGAGCAUCUCACAGAAGAUUGUGAGUGAUUAUGACAACGAGGACGUUUCCAAACCAGAAGUCAUUCAGCCUUUGCUCUUCGCCAUUCAGGUUGCUCUUGUACAUCUCCUAAAGCACUGGGGCAUUAGGCCUGAUGCUGUUCUUGGCCAUUCCGUGGGUGAAGUCGCUGCCGCACAUUGCUCUGGGUUGUUAUCACUAGCAGAUGCAGUCAAGGUGAUCUACUACCGAAGUGUGUCACAGGGUACCAUUACUGGAGGGAAAAUGCUUGUGGUAGGGAACAUUGCGGUGACAGACAUUUUGAAAAUCUUGGGCUCUUAUGCAGGGAAGGUUUGUGUGGCAGCCUUAAACAGCCCUGUGUCCUGCGUAUUAUCAGGACACAGAGAUGCCAUAGACAACCUGCACCAAAAGCUAAAAGCAUCAUUGAUGACCAAAAACCUCUUUCUCCAUAUACUGGAUGUCCCUGCUGCGUAUCACAGUCACAUGAUGGAUCCGAUACUGAGUCAGAUCAAGGAAAGUAUUGGCGUUCUGAAUGCGAAUGAAGUGGAGUGUGAACUUUACUCAACAGUCAAAGGGAAGGCUUUAAGUGCAGGAGAUUUUACCACUGGUGACUACUGGGCAAGAAACAUCCGCGAGCCUGUUGCUUUUCAACAGGCAAUACAAUCAGUGGUGAAAGAUAAAUCCAAUGUGGUCUUUGUGGAAAUUAGCCCAAGAAGAGCUUUAGAGAGGAACAUCUUGGAGGUCCUGGGGAAUGACGUCACUGUAUUAUCGACAGUGCUGCCAGACAGAAAUCAUGACACGCUUGUUGGCACUGUGGCUAAGCUUUUUGAGCUAGGUGUGCAAAUAGACUGGGACAGUUUGUACACGGGUUUCGAAAGUGACCCUCUGGCGUUCCCCAGGUACCAGUUUGAAUGUGUGAAAAAAGAGGUCUACUUUGAAACUGUGCGGCAAGGACACGAUAACGUACCGCAUUCUGUGCAUCCCUUGCUUGUGCAAAUGAGAAAAAACAGCAAAGAGUGCAGAUGCUCUCUCUCAUCCAAUGCAGCAUCCUACCUUUGGGAGCACAAAAACAAGGGUGUACCGAUUGCUCCUGGAUCACUGUAUGUGGAACUAGCCUUCGAGGCUGCAAUACAGUUCAUCAGACCAAAGCAGCCUCUCUGUUCUCUACAGCUUUGCAUCACUUUCAAGAGCUUGCUUGUCCUCAACCAGGUAUCAAAUCACGUGAGGGUGCUUCUAGAGCCAUUCGAUGGCAAGACUGUGUUUGAGAUACACUCUGCCUCGGCAGUGCAUGCAUCUGGCACCAUUGCCCAUGGCUCGUAUCCAGCAGCCCUAGAGGAGGACUCCAUCAGCUAUGAUGCCAUCUCAAAACGUUGUCCUUUGGUUAUGGCAAAAGAGGAGGUGUAUUCUCACCUCUCAUUGGCUGGAUUUGAAUACGGGCCUGCAUUCAGGCAUUUGGAUGAGGUUCUUUACGGAGGAGACCUCAGGGAGGCCCUGACAACCAUCACAGUCCCUGAUGUACUGCUAAGUCAACUGCAUGACUACAGGCUACAUCCUGCGAUGUUGGACUCUUUCCUGCAGAUGACUUCUGUGGUGGCUCAAGAUGGUACUAAGAUGGGGGCAAGGCCUUGUUUCCCCUCUGCCGUUGAAAGUGUGGUGGUCUCCAGGCCACUGCAGAGGGUGAUGGUCCUGUAUCUUAGGGUGACUCGGGAGACGCCUGAAUUUUAUGAGGUGUGUGGCUGCUUUGCAGAUCCUUCUGGUCGUGUGUUGGUUGAACUGAAAGGUUUGAGGAUCACGUUUGUGCAGACACAGCCUCAAGCGGUUGAAUUCCUCCACAAUGAAUAUCAAGCCAGUAGAGAUGAUGACGUGAGCAUGGGUGGCAGACCUAAAUCUUUAGUGUUUGAAGAUACACUGGGUGUAGCUAAGGCGUUGAAGCCUUACUUACACCCACAAUCUGCUUUUGUGACUUUCUCAAAAACAGCCCAACUUGUUCCUGCUUUGCUCACUCAGUAUCUAGGGAAGGGGACCAAAGAUGGUGAAACAUUUACAGAGGUUCUGUAUAUGUGGGGAAUUCAAGACUUGAGUCAACUGAGCAUUGAGACCAUCCUGGAGAGUUUGGUCGAAUGCUGUGACCUCUACCGACAAAUUGUGCUCGCUUUGAGAGACCACGGUUGUUCAGGUAUCAUGCGAGUGGUUACCUACAGGUCGUGUAGCCAUAUUGUCGAUCAUGUCAGUCCUGGCUUUGUUUUGUCAGGGAUGACCAGAGCUCUUGCUGCAGAAUUGUCGGGCUUCACUUUUCAGUUAAUCGACCUUGCAUCUGUGUCAAAUGAGGACGUACAGAUGUUGGCUUCUGUCAUCAGAAGUUCUCAGAGCAACCAUCACCCUGAGAUCAUGAUAAGGAAAGGAGAUGUUCAUUUCGCCACCAUUGUAAGAAGUGAUGCUCAUGAUUCUGCAUUUACAGACACAGAUCUCAGGCCUUUGCCUUUUCAACAACUUACCUUGCGGACCACAGAUCCAUACACAAUGUGCAAUUUAGCAGCUAUGGUUAGUACAUAUGAAAUCUCAAUUGAGAAUAACGCUGUGGAGAUAAAGCUUGAUAAAAUGUGUGUUCAUUCAUCAGACUAUUUCCCAGUCAGUAGCUCUGACUUCCAGUUUGGUGGGACAAUGUACUGGUCCAAGCACUCCAAUCAGACUCACAAGGUGUUAGCGCUAGACUUCAAUGGCAUCGUCAUAGCCGUGGGGAAGAACGUACGCAAAUUAAAAGUGGGAGACCACAUUUCCACUUGCUUCCCUGUAACUGCAUCCUCUAAGAUUGCACUUCCUGAGGAGGUAUGCUACAACACCGCAAAGCUUCCGUUUUUGAGAGAUCUCCCUUGUGUCUCGUACUUUGUACUUAUAAGAGAAAUAUAUGAAGCCAUCACACCCAAAGGCAAUCUGAAAACGGCCGUUAUGAUUCUUUCUUCUGCUCCCGGUGAUUUGGCAAAAAUACUACUUGAGGUUGUGAGAAGCAAGUUAGGCAAAGCAACUAUUCAGACUGAGAUAAAUGACAAGGAAGCUGACUGUGCGGUAAUCAUUCUGUUACCUCCUUAUGAACAGUCUAUGGUCAUCAGCGCAAGCAGCACGUCUUCACUGAAGCACAUUGUAGUGGUCUGUGAUGACACAAUGGCCUUGCCUUUACACACUAUUCAACAGAACAAUCAAAGUGCCUGUGUCCAUGUUGUGAAAACCUCUACUGUUUUUCAGAAAGCCAGGCUCCGAAGUCAGGGUCAAGAUCUGGAACACUGGCUACAUGGCAUUGCUCUUGGUAAGACUGGUAGGACCAUACAUGCGAUCACUUCUCCUGGUGCAGUCCUUCCUGAGACCACAGAACGUAGUGAUUGUUCUCGCUCAUACUUUAAUAUGGAGAACAUCUCUUUGAUUGAAUGCACCAAGAGUGGUCGUUGGUCAGGUCAUGUCGGAACUAACGUCCCUUUGUUAUUUCCUCAAGUCUCACAGCUGUUCCAAAAGAAGAGCGUGUAUGUCGUGUCUGGAGGCCUGUCGGGCCUGGGUCUAGAGACUGUGAAGUUCAUUGCUCACAGAGGUGGAGAGUGCAUCGUGUCCCUCUCCAGGAGUUUGCCGUCAAGUGAGACUCAGCACAAGGUUAGUGCACUGCAAAGGCAGUGCGGCAUUUCUGUGGUGACUUUCCAGUGUGAUGUGUCAUCAGUGGAAGACGUAGUGAAAGCUUUCUCGGACAUAGGUCAGAGAUUUCCCUCUUGUGCGAUCAGAGGUGUGUUCCACAGUGCAGCUGUGCUCCAUGACGGGUUGAUAGAGGCUCUGGACCGUUCACACUUCAAGAAAGUUCUGACUCCAAAAGUUAGUGGAGCCUUAAACCUGCACUACGCCACGCUACACUGUAAGCUGGAUUAUUUUGUUUGCUAUUCCUCCAUCUCGUCAUUCUUGGGAAAUGCCUCUCAGACUAACUAUGCUGCUGCCAACUCGUUUCUAGACAUGUUUUGCCAUUACCGCCGCAAUCUUGGACUUGCUGGGCAGUCCAUCAAUUGGGGCCCCCUUAAUUUGGGUCUCCUACUCAACAAAGUCAACUUUCAAAGGUUCCUAGAGGCAAAAGGGCUCGCAAUCCUGGAGGUCUCAGAGAUACACAAGGCCUUGGAACAAUGCUUGUUGACAAACAAUGCGCAGCAGGUUGUUUGCAAAUUCAACUUCAAAAACUUGCAGAACCACGUCCUAUCUCAGAAUGCAUCCCUCAGGGUACGCCUGUCACCUCUUGUAGAACAGGAACUCAAAAAGGGUGGAAAAGGGACAGAAUCAAAGGUUCCCCUUGAAAGCUCCGUGGAGGAUUAUGUUAAACGUCUGCUUUGUGACCUGAGCAAUGUUGACACUGGUGAUAUCAAGGAGGACAGUACACUUCAUUCUUUUGGUAUAGAUUCAAUGUCUGCCAUGACUAUGCAGAACCGCAUGUUUCAAGACUGGGGUGUAACAGUGCCACUAGUGAAGAUACUGGACCCCAACAGCACCAUGUCCAGUCUGGUUAUGAUGAUAAAGAGGAGAGAUGAUGUGUGAAUUGAUAUCCAAUCUGUAGAGUAGGUUUUGUGUUCUGGACUAAUUUCCCAUUCAAAACAUAAAUAGAUGUACAGAUGUGGUGUAAUGGUUAAGAAGUUGGACUGUAGAUCACAGGGUUGCAGGUUCAAUCCCCACCCUUACCAAUCCCUUCCUACCUCCAUGGCUGAGGUGCCCUUGAGAAAGGCACCUAACCCCACAUUGCUCCAGGGACUGUAACCAAUACCCUGUAAUAUCUAUAAGUUGCUUUGGAUAAAAGUGUCAGCUAGGUGUAAUGUUAUGUAGUAGAUGCUAAUACGCCACACAUCAAGACAUUACAAAGGACAAAUCGAUGAGCAAUGACUUUACAGAAUAUUAGGCAAAUAUGUACACAUGUGUAGGUGUUUAAACAACAAAUGCCCCAAUACCUCCUAAUGUAAAAAGAUUGAGUACCGGUAGUCAGUUUGAUGUUUCCAAGUUAAGGCAAAGGUCACCAAAGGGCACAUUGGCAUGCAGUCCUGCACGUUCAGUAAUUGAAAGGUAAAUAUAUUUGCUGAAUAUAUUCUUACUGCAAAAGAUGAUCCAUGGAGACUUGUGCAUGCAUGGAAGGCAGGAAACAUACUCUCUUCACUUAUAAAUCAGCAAUGGGAAUAUCUUUAUCUUUAUCUUUGCCUUAAAUGUGUAUUUAUUUGUCUCUGUACAUUACAGGUCUAGAUAUUACCUAGAUAAAACUGCAUAUUUUAGAAGGUUAUGUUCACACUGGCGUUUUCAAUGGCAUUAAUUGAUUCUCCUGUCUUUUAUUGCAUCUAAUCUAAACAGCAUCAUAUUUGUAUGAAUAAAUCACUGAUUAUGUGUUAAGAAUUAUGAUUAUGAAUUAGGACAAAUAUGACAAUACACUGUAUGACUUGCUUCAUAUUCACAUUGCUUUCACUGAUGUUUUGAUGCACAACAGUCUUUUUUGUGCAGCGGUAAACCUCUUAUGUGUAUAAAAUGGUAUGUUGCUCAAGCACUGCCAAA